GAAAACCAAAGUAAUCGACACAUCCAUCCCUAGUUUUUAAGGCGCUCAAACCCGUCAUGGACUUCGCCAGCGUGCUCGGCAAAAGCGAGGCGCACCAGCGCACCAUUAUCCACCUGGACAUGGAUUACUUCUACGCUCAGGUGGAGGAGAUUCGGGAUCCUACGCUGCGAUCGAAGGCUCUGGGGAUUCAGCAGAAGAACAUUGUGGUCACCUGCAACUAUGUGGCGCGGGCCAAAGGAGUGGCCAAGCUAAUGCUCAUUGCGGAGGCGCAGCGCAUCUGUCCGGACUUGGUUCUGGUCAACGGAGAGGAUCUCGCCCCGUAUCGCCAGAUGUCGCAGAGAAUCUUCGAUCUGCUGCUCAACUACACGCCGCUGGUGGAGAAGCUCGGUUUCGACGAGAACUUUAUGGAUGUAACUGCAUUGGUGGAGCUGCGACAGGCCCAUGUCGCCGAGGCGCAGCUAAAACCCCCAGUGGGUCACACAUACCCGGCGGAUGGCACUCCCCUGUCCGCCUGCGACUGCGGCUGUGCCCAGCGGCUGGCCAUUGGCACUCGGAUCGCCCAGGAGAUAAGGGAGGAACUCAAGCUCCGACUGGGCAUCACCUGCUGCGCCGGCAUCGCCUACAACAAACUGCUGGCCAAGCUGGUCGGCAGCAGCCACAAACCCAAUCAGCAGACCGUCCUUGUUUCCACCUAUGCGGAGCAGUUUAUGCGGGAACUAGGCGACCUAAAGCGAAUCACUGGGAUUGGCCAGAAGACGCAGUGCCUUCUGCUGGAGGCGGGCAUGUCGUCGGUGGAGCAGUUGCAGCAGUGCGACAUGGACGUGAUGCGAAAGAAAUGUGGCUUCGAGACGGCCACUCGACUGCGGGAUCUGGCCUUCGGUCGGGACACGAGUUCGGUGCGACCCACGGGAAAACCAAAAACCAUUGGAAUGGAGGAUGCCUGCAAGCCCAUCUCCGUGCGAACCGAUGUGGAGGAGCGGUUCCGCAUGCUACUCAAGCGGCUGGUGGAGCAGGUUGCCGAGGAUGGUCGCGUUCCCAUCGCCAUCAAGGUGGUGCUGCGAAAGUUUGACUCCCAGAAGAAGAGCAGCCACCGAGAGACCAAACAGGCCAACAUCCUGCCCUCCUUGUUCAAGAGCUCCGUGUGUCCAGGAGAAACCGGCGUGAGCAAGGUACAACUGGCGGACGGCGCCCAGGAGAAACUGCUCAAGAUUGUGAUGCGACUGUUCGAGCGAAUCGUGGACAUGAGCAAGCCCUUCAAUAUCACUCUACUCGGUCUGGCCUUCUCCAAGUUCCAGGAGCGCAAGGUGGGCUCCUCGUCCAUAGCCAAUUUCCUGAUCAAGAAGGCGGAUCUGGAGGUGCAAUCGAUCACCUCACUGACAAAUACGAGUCUCACGAGUCCCACAGCGGAGAGUCCCACGUCGGAUGAAAGCGCUUUCCGCUCCUCACCGACAACAUUCAAGCCGAGCGAUCAGUUUUACAGGCGGAGAGCCACCACGGCAUCGCCGGUUCCCAUGCUGCUGGAUAAUGGCUCAGAAUCGGCGGCCACUAACUCGGAUUUCAGCGAUUUCUCCGAGACGGAGGUGGAGCCCUCGCCGAAAAAGAGUCGCAUUGGCCGUUUGCUGGUGUCGAAGCGCAGCCGCUUGGCGGCGGAUGUGGGCGAUUCUGCCGCGGAGGUAGCUUCGCCCAGCAAACUGCGCGUCUGUGAUUUGCGUCUGAAUUCGCGGGACAGCGAGAAGGACUACCCAAUGAGCACCACGCCCUCUACUUCUGCAUCUGCGCCUGCUCCUCGCUACCGCACCGUCCAGCCACCGAAUACGCUGCUGCAGCGAAUCGACGGCAGCCUCCGCUUUGUAUCCACGCGCACUGCCAGUCGCUUGAGCUCGAACGCCAGCUCCACGGCCUCAUCACCACUUCCCUCGCCCAUGGACGAUUCCACUGCCAUGAGCGCGCCCAGCACACCAACCAUGUCCUUUCCCUCACCCGUCAGCACAUCAGCGGUGGUUUCCAGCACGCCGUCGCAGGAUGCCCUCACGAAUAUCGCCUGUCCCGCGGGUGUGGAUGCCGAGGUCUUCAAGGAACUGCCCGUGGAGUUGCAGACAGAGUUGAUCGCCUCGUGGCGCAGUUCCCUUGUUGCGGCAGCAGUGGAGCAAACAAACGGAUCGGCUUCCUCGACAACCGCAGCGAUUACAAGUGGAGCUCCUCCAGCCACUGCGACCACCGCUAGCGGAGGACAGAAGAACACAUUGUAUCGCUACUUUCUGCGGAACAAGUGAUGCAGUGCAUCCGAGCAUCACAUCGUUUAUAUUUUAAGGAAAAAGUGAAUAAAUCCGUUUAUAUAUGA
Messenger RNA from Drosophila takahashii, 2341 nucleotides. RefSeq names its product DNA polymerase iota (gene PolI). Gene Ontology annotation, biological process: translesion synthesis. The record is from RefSeq and is a predicted model, not a curated record. NCBI's taxonomy places the organism in Eukaryota, Metazoa, Arthropoda, Insecta, Diptera, Drosophilidae. Gene Ontology annotation, molecular function: DNA-directed DNA polymerase activity; damaged DNA binding.